This is a messenger RNA of Mugil cephalus (flathead mullet), 3254 nucleotides long. RefSeq names its product poly(A)-specific ribonuclease (deadenylation nuclease) (gene parn). NCBI's taxonomy places the organism in Eukaryota, Metazoa, Chordata, Actinopteri, Mugiliformes, Mugilidae. Bases 189 to 2225 code for a protein of 678 amino acids. The transcript has 26 exons. Gene Ontology annotation, molecular function: poly(A)-specific ribonuclease activity; metal ion binding; RNA binding. Gene Ontology annotation, biological process: nuclear-transcribed mRNA poly(A) tail shortening. Gene Ontology annotation, cellular component: nucleus; cytoplasm. The record is from RefSeq and is a predicted model, not a curated record.
UUGAAAGCUAUAGUAUAUACGUAUACAUUUAAAUCUUUAAGGACUACUCUUUAAACUAAAAAAAAAAACUACAAACAUACAGAAACAUCACAGCGGUAGUUCGUGUUGCAGGCGGCAGCGAACCCGGAAGUGUUUGUCAAACUGUUAAAAGGAAGGCUAGCUAGCGUUAGCUGUCUCAUUGUGCAGGGAUGGAGGUAACACGCAAAAAUUAUAAAGACAGCUUAAAGACUGUGUACAGCGCUAUAGAGGAGGCCGACUUCCUUGCCAUCGAUGGGGAGUUUUCAGGGAUAAGCGACGGUCCUAAUGUCAGUGCACUAACCAACGGGCUGGACACCCCGGAGGAAAGAUACACGAAGCUUAAAAAGCACUCCAUGGACUUUCUCUUAUUCCAGUUUGGAUUAUGUACCUUCAAGUACGACCAGACCAAGUCAAAGUAUAUCAUAAAGCCUUUUAACUUUUACGUUUUCCCAAAACCAUUCAACAGGGCGUCCCCCGACAUAAAAUUCAUCUGUCAAAGUUCCAGUAUCGACUUUCUGGCCAGUCAAGGAUUUGACUUCAACAAGGUGUUCUGUCACGGAAUCCCAUACCUGAAUCAGGAAGAGGAAGCCCAGCUCAGAGAGCAGACAGAGGAGAGGAGGAACCAACAUGCUAAUGGAGUCGGGACACCAUCCUUCAUCUCUCCAUCCUCCAAAGGCCCCACACAUGUACCUGAGGAACACAAAGACUUCAUCAACAAAGUCAUAGAGAAAGUCGAAGCCCUCUUCAGUAGCUCAGAGAAGAGUCUGGACUUGGAGCCAUGCACUGGGUUUCAGAGAAAGCUGAUCUACCAGACACUGAACUGGAAGUUUCCCAAGGGUCUUCAUAUGGAAACUAUGGAAACAGAAAAGAAGGAGCGAUACAUCCAGGUCAGUAAAGUUGACGAAGAGGAGAGGAAGAGGAGGGAGCAGCAGAAACUGGAGAGGGAGCAGGAGGAGCUAAACGAUGCUGUGGGCUUCUCCAGGGUCAUCCACGCCAUCUCUAAGUCUGGUAAACUUGUUGUUGGCCACAACAUGCUCUUGGACGUGAUGCACACCAUCCACCAGUUCUACUGCCCUCUGCCAGAGGAUCUUCAGGACUUUAAAGAGGUUACUAUGUGUGUCUUCCCAAGACUCCUGGACACAAAGUUGAUGGCUUCCACUCAGCCGUUUAAGGAGCUGAUCAAUAACACGUCACUGGCAGAGCUGGAGAAGCAGUUGAAGGAGUGCCCUUUUAAGUCCCCGCAAGUUGAAACUGCAGAGGGGUUCCCCAGUUAUGACACAGCUCAGGAGCAGCUCCACGAGGCCGGAUACGACGCCUACAUCACUGGCCUGUGCUUCGUCUCCAUGGCCAACUACCUAGGUUCUUUCUUGACUCCACCCAAAGCUUACAUCUCAGCCCGCUCCAAACUCGUCGAGCCUUUCUUCAACAAGCUUUUCCUGAUGAGGAUUAUAGAUAUACCCUACCUCAACAUCACAGGACCAGACUUGCAACCCAAAAGGGACCACGUCCUGUAUGUCACCUUCCCAAAAGAAUGGAAGACUAGUGACCUCUACCAGCUCUUUAGUGCCUUUGGGAACAUCCAGGUUUCAUGGAUAGACGACACGUCAGCGUUUGUGUCCUUAAGUCAGACGGACCAGGUGCAAAUAGCUAUGAACACCAGCCGCUAUGCAGAGAGCUACAAGAUCCAGACGUACGCGGAGUACAUCCAGGGAAAGCAGCAGCAGCAGGAGAAGGAGAAGCAAAGCCAGGCGGCGAAAAGCUGGGGAGAAGACGGAUGGGUGAAAACAAACUUCACCUCCUCCACCACGGCUGGGUUUGGAUACCCCAGGUUGAGGAAACGCAGCAUCAGUCCCGUUUCGGGAGAGAAGGGAACCGACGAGGCUCAAGCUGCAGACGGCUGGAGUCACUACUCGUACCCGGACAGCACGGGCAGCAAGAAGCUGAAAACUGAUGAUGCGAGUGGGCAGGUUAACGCUGUGGAGAGCAAGACGUCAGAGGGAUGGCUGAAGACGUCAGAUGCGUCAGACGCAGCCGGGUCAAGUCCGGCCCCUGACGACGACGACGACGACGAGAAGAGUCCUGAGGGCAGCGAUGCUGACGGGACGGUCACCUGGCAACAAGCCUCAACGGUCCAGGGGAGGAAAGGACAAAAGAACAAGAAAAAGAAGUCGGAAGGUUCAAUGCGCCGAUCAACAUCACAUCUGUAAUUAAAACCAUGUCUGCCUCUGUUGUACAGCGGCUGAAUCUACGACCUCACUGUUUGAAGUCCCUGAAGUGUGGUAGCGAGCGGUGAGGGGCUGAAGAGGCCGCUGUCCCACACUGUGCUCCCGCUCAGAGUCUCUUCCUAAGCACUUGGGACUUGUUUCUCCCUGGAGGUCGUACAGCGCUGAGAUUGGUGCAUGCCCCUAAACUCAUUCGUUCACUUAACAGCCGCGGACGCCGCGUCCGAAGCCGCCGGCCGACCUACCUGACUGGACAAUUGACAAGAGAACACAAAGCCAUAACAACAGCUGCCAUAUUUUGAUCCUAGACCGGAGGAGCGGGCAACUCUUCUGAGUAAACACACACACAUCUACUACACACCUGUAAAAUCGAAACUGUAAACGUUACUUCUGUGUUCAGACUGGACUCUGCCACCACAGCCGUCAUUUUGUGAGUUUUAAAGGCGCGGCCUCCUCUGAUCAGUCUUAUAUUUUGUGAGUGAGUCGUGUGUGAGUUCGUGCAUGUGAGGGAGUCGUUCGUUUUUUCUCUAGCAUUUGUAUCCCUGUGAGUCCCAUUUCAUAAAUGAUGUGAAAAAUGCCACAUAACCUGUAGUUUCCAGUGUCGGGGGUUAUUUAGUCUUUUAAAUCAGUCAAAUCUUUCGCCUUUUUUUUUUUUUUUUUUUUUUUUUUUUUUUUUUUUUUUUUUUUAAAGAAAACUUGUCGUCAUCUCCAGUUUUAUCAGGCAUAUAUAUAAAUAAUAAGCUGAUCAAUGAUAAUGUCAUAUUUAUUAUUGGUGGCAUUCUGACCCUUCAUGAGAGGUGCUUGUGGAUUUCUUUUUUGUACAGAAUUGUUUUUCUUUACCUUAUUGUGUUCCGUGUUUUGUAACUGUGUCGACCUGCAACAAUGUCAGAGUAUGCUCCAAUGCAAAAGAUGUAAACGUUGAGGAGACGUGUACGUUUUUGUAUGAGAUAAAGUUUAAGAAUCCUUAAAUAUUUCCUUUGAAAGGGAAAAAAAUUAAAGAAUGUUUCUUAGUAA